AUGUUGCCAAAAAGGGAGAUGAGGGAGAGGGUAGAUGAAAGUGAGUUUGAAAAUGAAGUGAGUGAGGAGGCGAGAGGAAGGUCAAAAAUGAGUGAUGAGGGUGCCUCAAAGAGAGAUGAGGGAGAAGUGAAGAUUCAAGCUCCAUUGAGAGCAUAUGAGACUCAUAUUCCAUUCCCUCAUAGAAUGAUAGAGAAGAAGCUAAAUGAGAAACUUUCUAAGUUCCUUGAUGAAAUGGAAGGACUUCAAUCAAACAUUCUACUUCUCCAUGCUUUGUCUCAAAUGCCUACAUAUGCAAAGUUUUUGAAAAAUAUUCUUUCUAACAAGAGUAGGCUUGAGGAGAGUGAUUCUAUCUCUCUUCCAACGGAGAUAAGCGAUAUUCCUCAAAAUGAGCUUCCCGAGAAUGUUAGCCUUAUGCCUCUCUCUAUGGCAAAAAGAUUAAAUCUUGGGGAGAUUAGCCCCACCAAAAUGUCAAUCCAACUAGCCGACCGCUCGGUUAAAGUCCCAUUGGGAGUCUUGAAGGACAUCCCAAUUCAAGUGGGGAAGGUUCUUGUGCCUUGUGAUUUUGUAAUCAUGGAGAUGGAUGAGGAUUUCAAAAUUCCUCUCAUAUUGGGUAGGCCCUUUUUGAAAACCGCGGGUGUUAAUAUUGACAUGAAACAAGGGCGGCUUACCUUACAUGUUGGGCAUGAAAGAAUCUCUUUCUCAUUUCCGGAAACGUUGAAUGACCCCAUGGUUAAACAAGUUCAUCGGGUUGAUUUUUUGGUUAAUAUUUUGAAAGAAGACAUGGAGGAGUCACAAGAUGAAUCGACUCAUGCUCCGGAGGUGAAAAAGCAAGAUAGGGCCAAGAAGAAAAAGAAAAACAAGAUCAAGUUGAUAGACAAGAUGUUUGGUUGCAUUUCUAGUGAUGAUAGCAAUGUGAUUAUUUUGCCUAAGGAAAAUGGCAAGUGUGUGGGAACAAUGAGAUGGGUCAAAAAGGUGUGCCUUGACCCUCCCUAA
Molecule: messenger RNA, 993 nt
Organism: Chenopodium quinoa (quinoa)
Lineage: Eukaryota; Viridiplantae; Streptophyta; Magnoliopsida; Caryophyllales; Amaranthaceae
Exons: 2
Coding region: 1-993 (330 amino acids)
Source: RefSeq, a predicted model, not a curated record